Molecule: messenger RNA, 5926 nt
Organism: Rhineura floridana
Lineage: Eukaryota; Metazoa; Chordata; Lepidosauria; Squamata; Rhineuridae
Gene: DYRK1A
Product: dual specificity tyrosine phosphorylation regulated kinase 1A
Exons: 13
Coding region: 1043-3310 (755 amino acids)
Biological process (GO): peptidyl-threonine phosphorylation; peptidyl-serine phosphorylation; protein autophosphorylation
Cellular component (GO): nucleus
Molecular function (GO): ATP binding; protein serine/threonine/tyrosine kinase activity; protein serine/threonine kinase activity
Source: RefSeq, a predicted model, not a curated record
GCCAUUUUGUCAGUUGGACUUUUUUUUUUUAAGGUAAUUUUUCUUCCCGCCCGAAUUAUAACUUUACGUAGGUUAAUCACCUAUCGGAUUUUAGGGGAAGGGAAGAAUUACCCCACUUUGGCAGUGCUAGCGAGGCGAAGCGGGGUGAGCGUGCGUAUGGAAAGGAGUGAUCGGAGCGGAGUUCCAGAGAAGCCGGUUCGGCGGCAUCAGCGCUCGCGAGGGGGAGGAGAGCGGGGGGCUGGCCGGCAGGAGGGGGCGCGAGUGAGUGAGUGAGGAGUUCCCAGGGGCUCGGUCCAGCGCUGCGCUCCCCUUUUCUCCCGUGCCGCUCUUGCGCUCUCCGCUCUUCUUGGCCUGGACUCAAGCAGCAGUCGAAGCUGAGGUGCUGCCGCCGCCACCGGCUGUGUCCGGGCCCCGCUGCCGAUCGCUGCGCAGGUUUGGAACGCGCGCCAUUUUGUGAGCGAUAGAAAAUCUGCCCGGCCAGGAAACGCCGCGGAUCCGCCCGCCGGGCCGGGCCGCCCUCCUCUCGCAAGAGGGAGGUGGGUUGAGGGCUCCGCUCCAGGGCCAAGGCUCUGCUCUACUCCUUUCUGCACAGGGCCUGAAUGUGGCGGACUAAGUGAGGCAAGCCGGCUGAGGAGACUGCGGAGACGUUGCUGGGCUGGGCCGCGCCGCGCCGCUGGCUGAGGCGGGGAAUGAACUGAACCCACCCGCCGCUGCCGCUACUACCCCCACCACCUCCUUGCAUCCCGAGAAAGGAGGCCUCGUUCAGGACCAGGACGACUACAGUCCUUAUACCCGAACUAGAGGCGGCCACCGCCCCAUACACGGGUCUGUGGCUCCUGGAUGGAUAUGCAUGAAAUUACACUGUAAAGAUAUGAAAUGUUGUUGUUAUGUGUCUUCAACUCGACUACGACUUAUGACGACCCUAUGAAUCACCGAUCUCCAACAGCAUCUGUCGUGAACCACCCUGUCCAGAUCUUUGUUUGCUGCUGGCCUCUCCCCAUGCCCCCACCCCACAGGAUGGUAUGAAAUUUGAAAGAAGACGAUGCAUACAGGAGGAGAGACUUCAGCAUGCAAACCUUCAUCUGUUCGGCUUGCACCGUCAUUUUCAUUCCAUGCUGCUGGCCUUCAGAUGGCUGGACAGAUGUCCCAUUCACAUCAGCAAUACAGCGAUCGUCGGCAGCAAAACUUAAAUGACCAACAAGUUUCUGCCUUAUCAUAUGCUGACCAGAUUCAACAGCCUCUCACCAACCAGAGGCGGAUGCCCCAAACGUUCCGUGAUCCAGCAAUUGCUCCUCUGAGGAAACUGUCUGUGGAUUUGAUCAAAACAUACAAACAUAUUAAUGAGGUUUACUAUGCAAAAAAGAAACGGCGACACCAACAGGGCCAAGGUGAUGAUUCUAGUCACAAAAAGGAGCGAAAGGUUUACAACGAUGGAUAUGAUGAUGAUAACUAUGACUAUAUUGUGAAAAAUGGGGAAAAGUGGAUGGAUCGUUAUGAAAUUGACUCUUUAAUAGGCAAAGGUUCAUUUGGACAGGUUGUAAAGGCUUACGACCGUGUGGAACAAGAAUGGGUGGCUAUUAAAAUUAUAAAGAACAAGAAGGCUUUCCUAAAUCAAGCACAGAUUGAAGUGCGACUUCUUGAGCUUAUGAACAAACAUGACACAGAAAUGAAAUAUUAUAUAGUGCAUUUGAAGCGUCAUUUUAUGUUUCGAAACCAUCUUUGUCUAGUUUUUGAGAUGCUCUCCUACAACCUUUAUGACCUGCUGCGGAACACAAACUUCAGAGGGGUUUCACUGAACUUGACGCGAAAGUUUGCACAACAGAUGUGCACUGCACUGCUUUUUCUUGCAACUCCUGAACUUAGCAUCAUUCACUGUGACCUAAAGCCUGAGAAUAUCUUGCUCUGUAACCCCAAACGAAGUGCUAUCAAGAUAGUUGAUUUUGGCAGUUCUUGCCAACUUGGGCAGAGGAUAUACCAGUAUAUCCAGAGUCGCUUUUAUCGAUCACCAGAGGUGCUAUUGGGAAUGCCUUAUGAUCUUGCAAUUGACAUGUGGUCCCUUGGUUGUAUCUUAGUAGAAAUGCACACUGGAGAACCCCUCUUCAGUGGUGCAAAUGAGGUGGAUCAGAUGAAUAAAAUAGUGGAAGUUUUAGGUAUAGCACCUGCUCACAUUCUUGACCAAGCACCAAAAGCAAGAAAGUUCUUUGAGAAGUUGCCAGAUGGCACUUGGAACUUAAAGAAGACCAAAGAUGGGAAAAGGGAGUACAAACCACCUGGAACCCGUAAACUUCACAAUAUACUUGGAGUUGAAACAGGAGGGCCAGGGGGGCGUCGUGCUGGGGAAUCGGGUCAUACUGUGGCUGACUACUUGAAGUUCAAAGACCUCAUCUUAAGGAUGCUUGACUAUGAUCCGAAAACUCGAAUUCAACCUUAUUAUGCCCUGCAGCACAGUUUCUUUAAGAAAACUGCAGAUGAAGGUACAAACACAAGCAACAGUGUAUCUACUAGUCCUGCUAUGGAGCAGUCGCAGUCUUCAGGAACCACUUCUAGCACAUCUUCAAGUUCAGGUGGCUCUUCUGGGACAAGUAAUAGUGGAAGGGCACGGUCAGAUCCUACACAUCAGCAUCGACAUAGUGGUGGACACUUCACUGCUGCUGUGCAAGCUAUGGACUGUGAAACACACAGUCCACAGGUUCGUCAGCAGUUUCCUCCUCCUCUCGGUUGGACAGGCACUGAAGCUCCUACGCAAGUCACAGUUGAAACCCAUCCAGUUCAAGAAACCUCCUUCCAUGUAACCCCUCAGCAGCAGAAUGCAUUACACCAUCAUCAUGGAAACACCUCUCACCAUCAUCACCACCACCACCACCACCACCAUCAUGGACAGCAGGCCUUGGGUAGCAGGACCAGGCCAAGGGUCUACAAUUCUCCAACAAACAGCUCCUCUACCCAGGAUUCUAUGGAAGUGGGUCAUAGUCACCACUCCAUGACAUCCCUGUCUUCCUCAACUACUUCUUCCUCUACAUCUUCCUCCUCAACUGGUAAUCAAGGCAAUCAAGCCUAUCAGAACCGCCCAGUGGCUGCUAAUUCAUUGGACUUUGGACAAAAUGGAGCUAUGGACGUCAAUUUAACAGUCUAUUCUAAUCCACGCCAAGAAACUGGCAUAGCAGGACAUCCAACAUACCAAUUUUCUGCUAAUACAGGUCCUGCUCAUUACAUGACUGAAGGACACCUUGCAAUGAGGCAAGGAAUUGAUAGAGAAGAGUCUCCCAUGACAGGAGUUUGUGUUCAGCAAAGUCCUGUGGCUAGCUCGUGACUAAACUGAAACAAAUUUGUUUCUUGUGUGUUUUUAUAGAAGUGGUGUUUUUCCAAAAAAAGUGCAAAGCUGCUUGAAUCAGAAGGAGAUAGACUUAACUGAACCGCUACAGAAGGGCAAAGCUGACUAUUUUUUAAAACUUGAACAGAUUGCAAAGGGACAGUGAAGUUCUUAGAGCCAUGAUACCUAUCCUAGAUAGCUUUGAGGUGAUGUCACACCUUGCUGCCCCUAUUUUAAUUAUCACAAUGAAGUCAUAGAUUCCCUCCUCUCUCUCAUUCAACAGGAGUAAAUGUUCAAAUGUUGGUCUUAAUUGCAAUCAACUUUUUAAAAGCACUGCCCAGGAUCAUAUAAAUGGGCUUUUUUGGGGGGGCGGGGUCUUGUUUUUUUAAUGGAGGUGGUGGAAGAGAGUAAUAUGCGUUUUAAUUUCCCAAACACACGAGAGCAUGAAAAGGCAGUACUGUAAGGUAGAGGGACCUUCAGAUUGCAAAGUAUAGUCUUCAGCUGUAAAAAGGGACGGUUGUAAUGGUGUUCAUGAGGCACACUGAGCAUUCUAAGUGGCGGUCAUCAGGACUCUCCUUAUCUGAACCUACUGAGAAUCAAAGCAGCAAUUAUAAUGGGAUUCUGUGUGUCUCAUAUUUUGAGACCAUAAUCAGCUAGUAUUGAAAUAUGGCUGGUCUUGUAACUAAGGUGCACUGAGAAGCAAUCAACAGGUUGGUUUUGGCCAGUCCAGGGGAAAGUCUAAGUGGUGGUCUUUGGGACAACCUUUGGCCUUAUGGAUUUGGACUCUAAGUUAAAAGAGCCUACUGUUUCAGAUGCAAUCACUUUUGGACAUGCUUUUGCAGACAGUCCUUAAUGCUGAAAACACAGAAUGGGUAAUUCAAGAGGCCUUUCUUUUAAAAUAGACUUUUGUGACCCACUUAUUGUAAGGUAUUGCAAGGUCACUUUGCGUGUGUCAUAAAGCUGACUUCCUUAUUGGUUGAAGGUCACAGGAAUAGUGGUUUGCUUUUGAUGGAAAUAGCUACGACUGUGUUCCUCCCUGCUUUUUACGUUUUUGUUUUGUUUUGCUUUUUCUGGGCACGUGGUUUCUCCACCAUUACUUCUGCACAAAGAUGUCUUCUGUUCAUCCUGAACAUUUUUAAAAAUGCAGAAUUUUAUGUGACUGCUUUUUUGCCUCACAAUUAUGCUGUGAAUUUUACAAAAAAAAUUAUUUUCUUUUUUGAUAAUUUAUUGUACCAAAGCUGUUUUUAUAGCACAUAGAUGUCUGUAACCAAUAAUGUAGCAGUUCUGCACUUUGACACAAGGUGUAACUAGACCAUUUUUAAAUGUCAGUUGAAAAUUAUGGCUGUACUAUUGCUUAAACAAAACUGGAACUGUUGUUGAAUUCAUAGCCAAUACAUCUACAGCAAACUGUGUACUGAACAUGAUAGAUUUGACAUCUAAUUCAAGACUAUUAUAACAUAUGUUACAUUAUAAAUGUGUUCAGGCUUCUGAAAGUAAAAGGGACUCUAGAUCCAGAAGCUAUGAAACCAGCAGUUGAUUCUUAUAUUCCUUAUUAGCAUAAAUGUAAACUUGAAGGCAAGACCUUGAUUGCAUGAACAGGUCCAAACACUAGUAUGAGUAAAGCAAAAAGCUCACGUGAGACCUGAGGUUAACAGGUUGUACUUAAAAGGUGCCUCAUUUUUGGGUUCUACUGCCUUAAUAUAACAGUCAGCUUGGCAGUUGCUAAAUUUCUGGACCCAUAUAAAGAUAUUAAAAUUAUGGACAAAAACACAGUGAAUAAAAUUGAGGGAUUGGGGUAAUUAAAUGAUUGUCUUUCCUUAACACUGUUUGCCCUGUGUGUGUUAACAAAAGCAGUAAUCUACCUCUGCCAGUAAACAGGUUAAAAAAAGGUCAUUCAGCAGAAAACCAAGUACUUCAUACUGGUCAGUUUCAUAUGACCAAGUAGGUCAGGUCUUCUGAACAAAAGGUGUUUUUUUAAAAAAACAAAAACAAGCAAAAAAAAAUAGUCCUCACAAUGGCAGCAGAAAGGCUGAAUACAGUGCGUGUGAAAGAAUGCUUUGGGAAUUAAUCCAUUUUUGUAAAUCAACUUUUUUUAUCAAGGGAUCUAUUUUUCUUUUGUACUGAAAUGUCAAGCCUGUGAAUUAAAGUACUUUUGAACUUACCUAGUUCAGAAACAUUUGGUGAGUGAAAGGCUGUCAUCUUAGAGAUGGAACACUGAGCUUAGCAAUACAAAAAGGAAUCCAGUACUUACUGCUGUCCAGGAAUAUAAGGGUAAAAAAUAUGGGUAACUUUUUUUUUCUGUGCUGGUUGCCACACCUUAGCAAGCACCAAAAAUUAAUACUGUUUUUAAAUCUACAUAAUGAAAAAACCAUAAACUCCAAUGCUUCUGCAUACUCUGUUAUGUUACAGUCCAGUUUUGUGUGCUUUACUACACAGUUUGGUUACAGGACUUCUGUGCAUUGUAAACAUAAACAGCAUGGAAAAGGUUAAAUACCUGUGUUCAGAUUGUAAGAUCUAGUCCGGACUUGCUGUGUAUAUUGUAACGUUAAAUGAAAAGACAAGCCCUUUGUAUUAUAGUCAUGCAGUCUUAUGUAUGAUAAACAGUUGAAUAAUUUG